Mesoplodon densirostris (Blainville's beaked whale) is the source of this 1163-nucleotide messenger RNA. RefSeq names its product forkhead-associated domain-containing protein 1-like. The transcript is spliced from 8 exons. NCBI's taxonomy places the organism in Eukaryota, Metazoa, Chordata, Mammalia, Artiodactyla, Ziphiidae. The coding region runs from base 1 to 972 and encodes 323 amino acids. The record is from RefSeq and is a predicted model, not a curated record.
AUGUACCAGUCACAGGUGGCAAAGCUGAAGGACGACAUCUCCAAAGAGGCCGAAGAAAAGGCGCUGCUGAAGGAGGCCCUGGUGCACAUGGAAGAGCGGCUGCACCGGGAGAAGAGGGUCACCAGGGCGAUCAGGCAGCAGAAGAUCAGUGCCCUACAGCAAGGCUACAACCAGGUGCUGUGCCAGAACCUGCCUGAGAGAAACUUAGAAAUCACCUCCCUGAAGCACGAGGCCAAGAACUUAAGGAGGGAGACCGCCAUCACGUCAGAGAUGGUGUCAUCUUUGCAAAGAGACGUGUUAGUAAAGGAUGGCCAAGUUCAACAACUACAACAGGAAGUGAAUCAACUGAAAAGUGAGAACAAAGAAAAGGAUCACCAGCUCGAAGCCCUCAGCUCCAGAUGCUCAGUGCUGAAAGAAGAGUUACAGAAACAAGAUGCCCAGAAGGAGAACUGGGAAGCCCAAGAGAAAGAGUUAAAACUCUGCAAAACCCAAAUCCAUGACAUGGAAAAAGAAAUGAGGAAGCUCAGGGUGAAGCUGAAAAGGAGCAAUAGCGAGCAGAGCCUGAUCUCUAUGACGCUGCGGGAAAAGAGCAAGGUGGAAGAGAAGCUUCGGGAGGAUUCCAGAAGGAAAUUGCUUCAGCUGAAAGAAAUGAGGAACAGAGAAAACCUCAUUAAAGCCAAUUUGGAAAGGGCAGUAGGUCAGAUGAAGAUCAACAGUUCUCGGGAAACUCAGCAGUAUUUGCUGCAAGAAGAGUUACGGCAGCAUCUGGCAGAGAAGGAGAAGCUGACCGAGGAAAGGCUACAGCAAGAGGAGAAGCUGAAAGCCAGAGUCAAGCGGCUAAUGGCAGAGAACUCGGUUGGAGCCAGAAAAGGCACCCCAAAGAUGGACCAAGGAAGAGAGAUGCUGAAGAGAGAAAUGUCCAGCAAAUCCAGCCAGAGCCUUCUGUUUUCUAAACCUGGUGGAAGGAACUAGAAACGUCGUCCCGCUGGGCCUCGCGUGAUCCUCCGUGAGUCAGUGUAACUCUUCUGCGUCAAACUACUAAGAUGCUUUUUUAGGACAUUAAAGGUUGCUACCCUAGUGUGUUGCUUCCUAGACUGGUAUUUUGCACAAUACUGUAUUUUGGAGUGUGUGAGGAGAGGGGUUCUUUUCACAGAUAUUAUGAA